This is a messenger RNA of Elephantulus edwardii (Cape elephant shrew), 459 nucleotides long. RefSeq names its product nascent polypeptide-associated complex subunit alpha-like. Gene Ontology annotation, biological process: protein targeting to membrane. Lineage: Eukaryota; Metazoa; Chordata; Mammalia; Macroscelidea; Macroscelididae. The transcript is spliced from 3 exons. The record is from RefSeq and is a predicted model, not a curated record. The coding region runs from base 1 to 459 and encodes 152 amino acids. Gene Ontology annotation, cellular component: nascent polypeptide-associated complex; cytoplasm.
AUGUUGAAUGAGACAGGGUCAGGAACAGAAUCCGACAGUGAUGAAUCAGUACCAGAGCUUGAGGAACAGGAUUCCACACAGGCAACCACACAAGAAGCACAGCUGGCGGCAGCAGCUGGAAUCCAUGAAGAACCAGUCAAUGUUUAUAAGAUCCCAGCUUCAGAUACCUACAUAGUUUUUGGUGAAGCCAAGAUUGAGGACUUAUCUCAGCAAGCACAGCUAGCAGCUGCUGAGAAAUUCAAAGUUCAAGGUGAAGCUGUCUCAAACUUUCAAGAAAACCCACAAAUUCCAACUGUUCAAGAGGAGAGUGAAGAGGAAGAGGUUGAUGAAACAGGUGUUGAAGUUAAGGAUAUAGAGUUAGUCAUGUCACAAGCAAAUGUGUCGAGAGCAAAGGUGGUCCGAGCCCUGAAGAACAACAGUAAUGGUAUUGUAAAUGCUAUUAUGGGAUUAACAAUGUAG